ACAGAUUCAGGAAGAGUUCUCCUCGCACCUGCAGUUAUUUUCAUAUGGUGAGAAGUGGAGUCUAAAGAGGAGCUUUACAGGUGUGGAGGCACAAUGAGUAAGAGCCAAAAAAACAUAGGCAAAAGUGCCAUGUUUUACAAACCAGUAGGAGAGGCGAAGGAAAUCAGAUCCGGAUAUCUAUACAAGUCUCCCCCUUCCAAAGGCCUAAAGACUGAGAAAUCAUGGAAGAAACGCUAUUUUAUUUUAUUUGAAAUUAAUAAAAACGACUACCAGCUCAAGUACUUCAGGGGUCCAGAAGAGAAAGACCGGCCACUUGGAGGAAUUGACCUAUCACACAUUUCGCUUCUUAAUGUGAGUCCACAAACACAUACAAAAUGGCCGUGGGUCCAGAAGAGUUUCAAGUGCUCCCCAGACUGUGUACUUUACCUUCGAGCAGCAGAUCGGGAUUACUUUUUAAUCGGGAAGACCAGUGAUGAGGUGGAUGGCUGGUUCAAUGACCUGUACGAAGCCCUCAAGAACAAACCCCACAAGUUUCUCAAUUCAGACGAAAUAUCAAAUGGACAGCAGUUUAUAGAGGUAAUUACAAAUCCCAUAUUGAGGAAAAAGAAUACAACCCCUGUGAAUGUGAAUGAACAGCCAGCUAUGAAAUAUCGUUCCAUGUCUGACCCUCUGUCUCUCACAAAAGACUUUGAGAUUGAAAAACCAAAGAUGGAAGAUUACCCCAGAGGGAGACGAUUAUCAGAGCCUGUGCAUCCGCUAUAUGACUAUCCAAAGAACUACAUUAAACAGUUCCAAGUACAUUCUAAUGAUGGGAACGGAGAAGGACUUUAUGAGGAUAUGGUGGAGAUAAAGAAAGGCGAAGAAGGCUCCCAGGCACUGGAUAAAGAAGUAGAAGCAGCUACUGGCACCAUGACGAGGUCCAUGAGCCUGGCUUUUGAUCGGUUCAAGACUCAGUUUUCACCACUGCCUUCGUUCGAUGAGGAGACAAAUAAGGACAGUGAGUGCAGACGGCCAUUAUCGGACUGUAGCACUAGUUCAAGUGACAAUGGAGCCAUGUCACCAGAUCCAGUGUCGCCAGGUCCAGUGUCGCCAGGUCCAGUGUCGCCAGGUCCGGUGUCACCAGGUCCAGUGUCACCAGGUCCAGUGUCGCCAGGUCCAGUGUCACCAGAUGCAAUGUUGCCAGAUGCAAUGUUUACAGGUGGAGAGUGGACAGAUGUAAUGUCGCCUGGUGCAAUGUCUCCAGGUACAAUGUUGGAAAGACCAAGAACACUAGAAAAACAAAGCUCCUCAGAAUGCCUUGACCCCUUCAACCCAAACGAGAGGGAUAUAGAGAUCAAACAGUCUGAUCUAAAAAAGCACCUGAAACUAACAGAGGUGGAUGACAAGCCCAGUGUGUCCAGCUGGACGGGGCAGCCAGCGUGCCUGUUCUUUAAAGGGGACCAGAUUUUGGCUUUAAAUGACUUACACAUUAGCAACAUCCAAGACUACACCAUGUUGAUCAAUAAGGCACUCAAGAAUGAGGUGAAACUCACCGUCCUGCGUCUGCCUGGGGGCCAGGUGGUCCAUUCUGCCAAUUGCCUCUGCAGCAAUGAACUGGCACCAAGCAGUCUCUACAUUAUUGGAGCAAAAGAAGAACCUUGACUCACCAUAUAUAGAGAUGUUGCCGCUAACAUGGGGCUCUAUGUCCUCCACUGACUCCACCUGCUGGCUGAACGUCCAUCCAGUUGGUUUGAAAGCCACCAACUUGUCGUACUUGGUUGAGAAGCGGGCCAAAUGAUCUUGCAAUUUCUGUAAACAUGAAUAACAACUAAAUUAGCAUCUUAUAUACACAACUUUCAAAUUCAGAAUACAUGAAAUAAACUUUAACCACAUCACAUUUUCAAAUAUACUUCUAAUAUCCUUUUGCAGGCUCCUUUAAAGCAAUUUUCUUUCCCUUAUUUUUUGUAUACAAGCACCAUUAAAAUGUGACACUUUGGAACCAAGCAGGUGACAAAAAUGUUACAUAGAGGUAUAAUUGCUUUGCCUGGAAUUUUCUUCAGUAAAACACUUGAUAUGAGCUUUGUUUCAUCCAAUGUUUACCUACCUUGAAUGACAGUUGCAUCAUGGGUAAUACAUGGACCUGGGCUGAUUUCCAGUCUGUAGUUAUUCUCUGUUUGAUUUCCUCUGACUCCAGACAGCACAUGGUGUUGAACUUGUCCCUGGAUAGGCACACUUUAGAUCCCAGGACAUCUGCAAGGGCUAAGAGCAACAAACACCAUAGUGUGAGAUACAGUGCAUAUUAUGAAGAAAUUGAAAAGCAUUUCUCUUUAAACUAGAAGAUCUCAUGUUUAAUUCCAGGUCUGAAUAAAUGUUUUUAUUAUCAUUGGGGGAUAGGGCCAGAGGCUUGGCAGAAAUGUCCAAGUUUAUUUAGAUUUGAUUCGUUUCGGUAUUUUUGCACAAUUAAAAAGGACUGCCUCAAAAACUAUACAGACUUAUUGAAAAAAAAUGUGUUGAAUAAUUUAUAAUUGGAUUAGACUGGACUUAGAAGUUAGAACCUUUCUUUAACAGAUUUCUAUUCUGCAACAUACCCCUGAAUUAUUGACAGAUUUCUGUUCCUGUUCCCACCAGAUUAAAUGCAUAAAUUACCAUGCUAUUUUCACAAAAACAAUUAGCUAUCCAAACAUGCCACUUCUCAUCAACUGCCUAAUUAUCAAAAGACUGCUACAUUUAAUUUAUUUAGGCUAAAAUUAGUCACUGUCAUCAGGGCAAUAGAAACCUCUAAGGACCAUCGCUGGCUGAUCUAAUUUUACCCAGGUAAUAGGAGAAACUUGCGCAGUAAUUAUUAGUUUAGAAAUAUUAUGCACAGAUGUUGUGAAUCUAAAAACUUACCCAGAAAGACCUUCUCCUUCCCCACAGAGUAUGAGCCACACACCACCAGGGUGCGCGGGUUGAGUGUCACCAAUUCAAAGGCCGUGUUGGCUGCAUAGUUAAUGACCUCUUGUUGUUUUGGGAAAGUGUACUCUGGACUGCAAUAUCUGUUGAAAUAAAUAUGAG
This is a messenger RNA of Periophthalmus magnuspinnatus, 3033 nucleotides long. RefSeq names its product pleckstrin homology domain-containing family S member 1-like. The record is from RefSeq and is a predicted model, not a curated record. The transcript has 18 exons. Bases 94 to 1641 code for a protein of 515 amino acids. NCBI's taxonomy places the organism in Eukaryota, Metazoa, Chordata, Actinopteri, Gobiiformes, Gobiidae.